Molecule: messenger RNA, 3198 nt
Organism: Varroa destructor (honeybee mite)
Lineage: Eukaryota; Metazoa; Arthropoda; Arachnida; Mesostigmata; Varroidae
Molecular function (GO): protein binding
Source: RefSeq, a predicted model, not a curated record
UGAUCCAAAGACGCCAGCUAGCACUCAGCCAGUCAAUCCCCACCAGCUAGCACGAACAUCUGCUCAAGAGUAGAGCGCAGAUAGAGAAAUCGGUCUUACAUUGGAUAGUAAAUUUUUACGUGUGUAUGUGUGGAUAUAGCGAAACAUACAUGUUCGUCCCGACGAGCAGGCGAUCUGCUCAGUCAGUCCCUGUCGUAUGGUUGUGAGAAAAGCUGCGUGAAGGUCGAUUGAUAAAAAAGGGAAACCCACUGUAGGUACUCGGAGCUGACAGGCGAACGUACUGGCAAAACUAGACUUACUAGAGCAGACUACGCUAAGCUAUAGUAGCUAGUAACAGUUGAAGUGUCACUGUAUAAUUUAACGGGUGAUGUAAAAUCAGCGAGAAUAUAUCUAUACACGAGUGAGGUUGGGGAAAUUAAGGUAGACAAAUUUGCCCGCGCAUUUGGAUUUUUUUUUGUGAAAACUGUAGUUUUUUUGUUAUCUCGUUUAUUUCUGGCGAAAGUCAGUCCGAGAGGACAGUGUUAAAUGAUUCAGAUUGUCUGUGGACGAAUCCACCAGGAAGAGGCAGAGGAUCUCGCUUUUUAAAUGUUUGUGAUAUGAGGGUGUUAAAUGUACGUUACCUGCAAGCGUGUCCAAAGCUAAAUCCUUUACCAUAAUCAAGGAUUCAGGAAGGAUUUAAGACAUACUUCAGCGGAUAUUGAAUUCAGUCGAAUUCGGCCGGUGACCGGUGACUAACGAAAGCGCAAUUUCAUAAGGCAAAGGGCGGUAUCGUUGAGUCAUGAUCGUUUAAGGCACUUGCAACAAUUAUUUCAUGCGAGUCCUCCAGCAUUCGAAUUGAGUGCAACCACCACGGCCAUUUCCGUAACAUUAUGGCUCUCCGAAUGCUACUCCUCCCUGUCGUGGCACUAAACUUGAUAGCUGGAGCACUGACCUGCCACAGCAACUGUGAUUGCAAAUGGAGGCAGGGCAAGUUUGGAGCUAACUGUCCGGACAAGAAUAUGUUCACUGUUCCGAGCGGACUGCCAUCGGAUAUCCAGGUGAUCAACUUGGAUCGAAAUAACUUCCAAACGCUUCCAACACGCAUCUUCCAGGAACGCGGUCUCACGAAUCUGCAGAAGAUCUACUUGCAACACUGCCGACUGGGACGUAUUGCCGAGGACUCGUUUCACCAACUGACCAAUUUGGUUGAGCUGUAUUUAUCAGACAAUCUGCUUACUGAAGUGCCUACCAAGGCGCUGAAGGCUGCUAGCCACCUCCGUAAACUGCACCUGAACAACAACCCGAUCUCACAGCUGACAAACAGUUCCUUCCAGGGUCUUCAGCACCUACAACACCUCUCACUUGCCGGGUGUCAGCUGCAGCAUAUCGAUGUGGCCGCGUUCGCUGGCUUGGAGGAGCUCGGCUCUCUUUACCUUGACAAUAACCGCUUGACAAUGUUGAGUGCUGAGACGGUCUCAACGCUGCCACGUUUAUCUGAACUUACGUUGACCGGCAAUCCUUGGCACUGCGACUGUCAAUUGGCGCCUCUUCGCAAAUGGAUGAUUCUACGAAGCAUCGGCAAUUUGUAUGCUCCGUCGUGCGCCUCCCCCGAUCGUAUACGCGAAGUUCCAUGGACCGAGCUGGAUGUCGAAGAUUUUGCAUGCGCACCAGAGAUCGCCCUUCCACUUAACAUGCCAUUUGUCCACGUUGAGGAAGGAACCAACGUGACCCUCAUAUGCGGCGUCCGCUCGCAACCGAUGACGAUCAUCCGCUGGGAACCAGCCGAUUUCGGCAACGAGACUUACAUGGAUCCCGAUCGUUUCCACACGACGGAACAGGAACAGGGUCAGCAGGGUGUACACGUCAGUUCACUGCACAUCGAUCGUGUCCAGGUCGACGAUUCGGGCAUCUAUGUGUGCGUGUCAGAAAACAAGGCUGGUACGACAGCGGCUAAUUUCACACUGUACGUGACUAAACAGCUGCUAAAUCCCGCGCAUCUCGGCAAGACGGGCACGAUUGGCGUAAUCGCUUUUUUCGUCUUGUUGGCGAUCCUUAUUGCGCUCGGUCUUUGCCUAUUCGUGAUGCGCCAACGGCACCGCGCUAACGCCGACACAAAAGUGCCCCCAAAUCAGGGCUUCCUCAAGCAGCUCGCUGUUGUUAAGACUGUUAAGGGACAACCCGAAGUAAUUCCCGUUGUCGCCAGCAGUCCUAAAUCGGAGUUAGACGGUACUGACAGACGGACCGAAAAUGGUUCGUCAGGAUACGGUUCUGAUCAAACUCCGGACCUCGUUAACAAGAUUAGCGGAUUUGACAAAGAGCUUCACUUGUACAACGGACCAGUCGGCAACGGAUACGUGAACCCGGCAGACCCAGCGUACAGGCACUCGCCGAUGAUGAGCACACUGAACACCACGUACCAGCAGGAUGACUAUGCGCUAGGUCCAAUACCGGGUGAGCCCGGUCUUAGCCGAGUCUACUCCCCAGAGCCCCUCCCCCCUGUACAACCUAGCCAACCCAUACCAGCCCCCGCACCUCACUGGAACGUCAUUGCCGCCGCCACUGACAACCAACAACACUCCGACGCCGUUUACUACGGCCAUUCUUCUCAAGGAUGGGUGCAGGGAACGUCGGGAUCCGUCGAACCGUCUGCGCAAGUAGUCGGCUUACCUCAAGCGCCGUUGGCACCCAUAAUGGCAGCUCAUCAUCAUACUCAACAACAACAACAACAACAACAACAGCAACAGCAGCAGCAGCAGCAGCAACAACAACACCAACAACACCAACACCAACAACAACAACAACAACAACAACAGCAACAACAACAACAACAACAACAACAACAACAACAACAACAACAACAACAACAACAACAACAACAAGCGACAGGUGCAAAUAAUGGUAGCUGGGGUCCUGCGCCGGCGGUGCCACCUAGGGCACCAAUGGGCGCCUUAGUGUCGCCGCACGGAGACACUCGAUACUCACCAGACGAAGGUUAUGCGGAAGAAACGAUAUGUUAUGAGGGAACUGAAGUAUGAGUUAGGAAACAACGAAGUAGGAGAACUCUGACCGUGACAACCCAAAAUGAAGUCUUUUUCCCUCUAAAAGGAAUUAAUAAACUCCAAUGAGUUUCCAAAAUAAAACAGAAUAUAGGGUGUCUCUUGUACAAUACCUGUACAUAAAGUAUCCGUAUAAUAUAUUUGUUACUACUCACAAAGGGCA